This is a messenger RNA of Heterostelium album PN500, 1254 nucleotides long. It is a transcript of the gene pgkA, whose product is annotated as phosphoglycerate kinase. Gene Ontology annotation, molecular function: calmodulin binding; phosphoglycerate kinase activity; ATP binding. Bases 1 to 1254 code for a protein of 417 amino acids. The transcript has 4 exons. Lineage: Eukaryota; Evosea; Eumycetozoa; Acytosteliales; Acytosteliaceae. Gene Ontology annotation, cellular component: cytosol. The record is from RefSeq and is a predicted model, not a curated record. Gene Ontology annotation, biological process: glycolytic process; gluconeogenesis.
AUGGCAUCUAUUGGAAACAAAUUAAGCAUUGACAAAGUUGAUGUCAAAGGUAAACGUGUUUUAAUUAGAGUAGACUUUAAUGUACCAUUGGAAGAUGGAAAGAUUACGAACACUCAAAGAAUCGACGCUUCAUUGCCAACUAUCAAGUAUUGUUUGGAACACGGUGCUCGUUCUGUUGUUUUGAUGAGCCAUUUGGGUCGUCCAGAUGGUUUGGUAAAGAAGGAAUUCUCGUUGGCUCCAGUCGUACCAGUCUUGGAGAAGGCUUUGAACAAGAAGGUCAUCUUCCUUCACGAUUGCGUCGGUAAGGAAGUCGAGGAUGCCUGUGCCGCACCAGCCGAAGGUUCACUCAUUCUCUUGGAGAACUUGCGUUUCCACAUCGAAGAGGAAGGUUCCGGUGUCGAUGCCGCCGGCAAGAAGGUCAAGGCCGACCCAGAGAACGUAAAGAAGUUCCGUGAGUCACUCUCGAAGCUCGGUGACGUCUACUGCAACGAUGCCUUUGGUACUGCUCAUCGUGCACACAGCUCUAUGGUUGGAUGUCAACUCAAUGAGCGUGCUGCUGGUUUCCUCAUGAAGAAAGAGUUGGAGUACUUUGCCAAGGCUCUCGAAUCACCAACCAAGCCAUUCUUGGCCAUUUUGGGUGGUGCCAAAGUCAGUGACAAGAUCAAGUUGAUCUUGAACAUGUUGGAUAAAGUCGAUUCUAUGAUUAUCGGUGGUGGAAUGGCUUUUACUUUUAAGAAAUUCAUUGAUAACAAACAAAUUGGUGCUUCACUUUGUGAAAACUCUGCAGAACAACUUGUACAUGAUAUCAUUGAAAAGGCAAAGAAGAACAAUGUUAAUCUUUAUUUCCCAGUAGACUAUGUCAUUGCCAAUAAAUUCGCCAAGGACGCCGAAUCUAAAGUUGUUGAUGAAGAUGAAGGUAUUCCAAGUGGUUGGAUGGGAUUGGAUUGUGGUCCAAAGACCAAUGUUAUCAACAAAAAGGUUGUUUCAGAAGCAAAGACUAUUGUCUGGAAUGGUCCAAUGGGUGUAUUCGAAUUUGACAAGUUUGAAGCUGGUACCAAGGCUGUUAUGGAUGCAGUUGUAGAGGUCACCACCAAAGGUGCCAUUACUAUCAUCGGAGGUGGAGACACCGCCACAUGUGCCGCCAAGUAUGGAACUGAAGAUAAGGUCAGCCAUGUCAGCACUGGUGGUGGUGCAUCCCUAGAGUUACUCGAAGGAAGAGAACUUCCAGGUGUAACUGCUCUUUCAAACAUCUAA